GUCAGUCGUUUCGCGUCUCGCGGCGCGGCACGGCUCGGUGCGGCCUAUAGAGCAGCGUCGAAGCCUACUGCAGGGAGAAGAUGGCGGUCGCAGUGAGAACUUUGCAGGAACAGCUAGAAAAGGCCAAAGAGAGCCUAAAGAAUGUGGAUGAGAAUAUUCGCAAGCUCACCGGGAGAGAUCCGAAUGACGUGAGGCCCAUCCAAGCCAGAUUGCUGGCCCUUUCUGGUCCUGGUGGAGGUAGAGGACGUGGUAGUUUAUUGCUGAGGCGUGGAUUCUCAGAUAGUGGAGGAGGACCCCCAGCCAAACAGAGAGACCUUGAAGGGGCAGUCAGUAGGCUGGGCGGGGAGCGACGGACAAGAAGAGAAUCACGCCAAGAAAGUGACCCAGAGGAUGAUGAUGUUAAAAAGCCAGCGCUGCAGUCUUCAGUUGUAGCUACCUCCAAAGAACGCACACGUCGAGACCUUAUCCAGGAUCAAAAUAUGGAUGAAAAGGGAAAGCAAAGGAACCGACGAAUAUUUGGCUUGUUGAUGGGCACCCUUCAGAAAUUUAAACAAGAGUCUACUGUUGCUACUGAAAGGCAAAAGAGACGCCAGGAAAUUGAACAAAAACUUGAAGUUCAGGCAGAAGAAGAGAGAAAGCAAGUUGAAAACGAGAGGAGAGAACUAUUUGAAGAGAGACGUGCUAAACAGACAGAAUUGCGGCUUUUGGAACAGAAGGUUGAGCUUGCGCAGCUGCAAGAAGAGUGGAAUGAACAUAAUGCCAAGAUAAUUAAAUACAUAAGAACUAAGACAAAGCCCCAUUUAUUCUAUAUUCCUGGAAGAAUGUGUCCAGCUACCCAAAAACUAAUAGAAGAAUCACAGAGAAAAAUGAAUGCUUUAUUUGAAGGUAGACGCAUCGAAUUUGCAGAACAAAUAAAUAAAAUGGAGGCUAGGCCUAGAAGACAAUCAAUGAAGGAAAAAGAGCAUCAGGUGGUGCGUAAUGAAGAACAGAAGGCGGAACAAGAAGAGGGUAAGGUGGCUCAGCGAGAGGAAGAGUUGGAGGAGACAGGUAAUCAGCACAAUGAUGUAGAAAUAGAGGAAGCAGGAGAGGAAGAGGAAAAGGAAGUAGGUAUAGUUCAUAGCGAUGCAGAAAAAGAACAGGAGGAAGAGGAACAAAAACAGGAAAUGGAGGUUAAGAUGGAGGAGGAAACUGAGGUAAGGGAAAGUGAGAAGCAGCAAGAUAGUCAGCCUGAAGAAGUUAUGGAUGUGCUAGAGAUGGUUGAAAAUGUCAAAAAUGUAAUUGCUGAGCAGGAAGUAAUGGAAACUAAUCAAGUUGAAAGUAUAGAGCCUUCAGAAAAUGAAACUAGCAAAGAAUUGGAGCCAGAGAUGGAAUUUGACGUUGAGCCAGAUAAAGAAUGUAAAUCUCUCUCUCCUGGAAAAGAGAAUGUUAGUGCUCUAGAAAUGGAAAAGGAAUCUGAGGAAAAAGAAGAAAAAGAUUCUGAGCCCCAGUCUGAGCCUAUGGCUCAACUUCAAACCCAGCCCCAACCCCAAUCCCAACCUCAAUCCCAACCCCAGCCCCAGCCCCCACCCCCACCCCCACCCCAACCUCAGUCCCAGCCAGUACUUCAACCCCAGCCUCUCUCUCAGCCUGAGACUUUGCCAUUAGCUGUUUUACAGCCACCACCUCAGGUUAUUCAGGAGCAAGGGAAUUUACUACCUGAGCGGAAGGAGUUUCCUUUAGAGACUGUCAAACUUCCUGAGGUGCCAGUAGAGCCAAUCUUGACAGCACAUUCAGAAAGCAAAACCAAAACCAAAACUAGAAGCAGAAGUAGAGGUCGAGCUAGAAAUAAAACAAGCAAGAGCAGAAGUCGAAGCAGCAGCAGUAGUAGUACUAGUAGCAGUUCAACCAGUAGCAGCAGUGGAAGCAGUUCCAGCAGUGGCAGUAGUAGUAGUCGAAGCAGUUCCAGUAGUAGCUCCAGUACAAGUGGUAGCAGCAGCAGAGAUAGUAGCAGCAGCACUACUAGUAGUAGUGAGAGUAGAAGUCGGAGUAGGGGCCGAGGGCAUAAUAGAGAUAGAAAGCACAGAAGGAGCGUGGAUCGGAAGCGAAGGGAUACUUCAGGGCUAGAGAGAAGUCACAAAUCUUCAAAAGGUGGUAGUAGUAGAGAUACAAAAGGAUCAAAGGAUAAGAAUUCCCGGUCCGACAGAAAGAGGUCUAUAUCAGAGAGUAGUCGAUCAGGCAAAAGAUCUUCAAGAAGUGAAAGAGACCGAAAAUCAGACAGGAAAGACAAAAGGCGUUAAUGGAAGAAGCCAGGCUUUCUUAGCCUAUUCUUUGCAGCAGAAGAUUUCUUGAUGAGUAAAAGGAUUACCUUUCCUUGUAAGGAGGAUGCUGCCUUAAACAUUGCAUGUUGUAAAAAAUCUUUUUGGAAAAUACAGACUGUUUGUUUACCAGACAUUCUUGUACUUUUUGCAUAAUUUUGUAAGAGUUAUUUAUCAAAAUUAUGUGAGGUUCCAAAAUAUGUAAAAUAAUAAUAAUAAAAAAAGAUUAACAUCCCUUGUCAUCUUUUUUAAAUAUCCUAUACUCUUCAGUAAGAAUCUGUAUAUUUUAAUAGGUAAAUCUUUAAGUCUGUUCCCUUCUAAUUCUGUAUCAUACAUUGCUUUUGUAGAAAUAAAUGUGCAUUUCUUUCAUUAUUUUUGGGAUGUUCUUGUUGACACUUGUAUAAUAAAUAUCCUCUUGGUGUCAUUUUCAGCUUUUAUAACUAGAUAUUGAACAUAAUUAGAAUGUUUUUGAAGGUUUCAUCACUUUUAUUUACCUUAGACAAUUGUUUUGAGUUCUCAGAGUCAGAUCUUUGCAACUUUGAGGGGGAAUAGUUUUCUCUAAAAUCAUUUACUGUUUUCUAAUCUCCCUUGUUUUAAUCUAAGCAUUGUCCUGUUUCUCAUUUUUAAACCAUAUAGUUGGUAGAUAACUUAAAAACAGUAUGAUUUGGUUGUCAUUUUCCUGAUUAUGGGAGCAUCAUUCUUUUGUCUUCAUGGUUACUUGUGUGAUAACAACAUAUACAAUCUGUUAAAAAUAAUGACUUCUUUCUAGGGGAGGGAGGUAGAAGUAUCUUCUAAACUUGGAUUUUGAGUUUGUGGUCUUGUCUUAACUUUUGUGUUGGCGCUAACUGAAACAUGCCGAUAUGUGUUUUCAAGAAUUUUUGUGUAAGGGUGUUAUAUGAAAGUUUACAAAAUGAAGGAAGUUCAUCUAGAGUUGAAUAUGUAAGCAAGUUAGCACACAAGUGUACCGAGUGAUUAUUAACUUUGUUGUUUUAUAAAUUUGUAUGAACUUGAGUAUCUGUUGCCCAUUACUAUACAUGUGCAAAUAAAUGUGGCUUAGACUUGUGUGACUGCUUAA
Molecule: messenger RNA, 3369 nt
Organism: Marmota flaviventris (yellow-bellied marmot)
Lineage: Eukaryota; Metazoa; Chordata; Mammalia; Rodentia; Sciuridae
Gene: Pnn
Product: pinin, desmosome associated protein
Cellular component (GO): catalytic step 2 spliceosome
Source: RefSeq, a predicted model, not a curated record